AUGCAAUUGUUACGCUUUAUUAUUUACACGUUUAUUACGUUUAAUACUUUUUUCUGCUUAACGGAAGCAGAUUGGUUCGAUGAUUUGGUAAAUGGCUUACAUGGGAAAAUCGUUUCCGGUGCUGAUUAUAUCAAAGAAAAAGCUGCUCCAACGGUACGUGAGACAUUUGAAGAAGCUAAAGAUAAACUGAAAGAUCCCGAAACACAUCGACAUAUUCAGCAUUGGAUCAAGGAGAAAGCUAUACCGGCUAUUAAAGCGAAAGUUGAUGCGUUAAUUAAUUUCAUGAAGAAAGAAGUAGUACCUGAAUUGCAAGGAAUCAAGAAUGCUUAUAAUAUUGCAGCCGGAAGUGAUAACGCUGAUAAGAAAAAAUCAAACUGA
Cercopithifilaria johnstoni is the source of this 378-nucleotide messenger RNA. The record is from the annotation of a GenBank genome assembly. Lineage: Eukaryota; Metazoa; Nematoda; Chromadorea; Rhabditida; Onchocercidae.